AAUGCACACUGGGCGUCACUGUAUCGCGUCGUUCUGCAGGAUCUUUAUAUCCGCCUCAGCGCGCGCUCUCUCAUUCACUUCAGCCGGAUACAAGCUGCAUAUGUGCCGCGACGCUGGACGUUUCGCCUUUUUGUUUGCUGUGAGACGGCCAUAUGUCUCAGUUUCACUCCCUCUCCAUCUGUACCAUCUCUCUUGCUGCUGAACGAUGCGGAAAGUGACUGAGCGAGUGUAACUUUGAAAGAGCUUUGCUUCUGCAAACACGCUGUUUUAUUAUACUGAGCGUUAAUUACUAUACUAUCAUUUGACGUAUAAUUUAAAAACUUGAACGUAUCACGCGAGCGGUGCUCGGUUUCAGCACCACUGACCGCUGAACAGCUCUUCUGACAGUGAGGAACUAUAUGAGGCUGCAAACUUCGACAAUUAAAUACUCCUGACAUUGGACAGACACGGAGCUGAACUUCUGCAGUGAUGGAGUGCUCGGCGCUGAGCAGGGAAGGCGCUGGACUGGCCAAACCGCCCAAGCACCUUUGGAGGCAGCCCCGAACCCACAUUCGAAUCAAACAGCGGUACCACUCCGACACCGAGCGGUACCUGUGCUGUAACAGAACCACGGAGCAGCACCGCCCAGGUCUGAAAAAACCAAGAAUGUCCUGGCCGUCUUCUUUUCACAAACGUUUCGAUGUGGAAAAUGGAUUGUCAAUCGGGCGCAGUCCACUGGACCCCAGUCCAAGCUCGGGUCUGGUCCUCCAAGCAAACAGCCAGAGGCGAGAGUCUUUCCUUUACCGCUCGGACUCAGAUUUCGACCUGUCACCCAAGACGAUGUCCAGAAACUCCUCGACUGCCAGCGAGCUUCAUGGGGAGGACAUGAUUGUAACGCCGUUUGCGCAGGUUCUUGCCAGUCUGCGUACAGUGAGGGGUAAUGUUGCAGCUUUAACCCACAUGCAAGAUAGAAACAACAAGAGACCGUCAGGCACUAACCCUCCAUCUGCCUGUAAAACAAACCUGUCAGAUGAAUCAUAUCAAAAACUCGCUGUUGAGACUCUUGAAGAGCUGGACUGGUGUUUGGACCAGCUGGAGACCCUGCAAACACGUAACUCUGUCAGUGAAAUGGCCUCCAAUAAGUUUAAAAGAAUGCUCAACAGGGAGCUAACUCAGCUAUCUGAGACAAGCCGGUCAGGAAACCAGGUGUCGGAGUUUAUAGCAAGCGCAAUUUUACGUGAAUUGUUGUCAGCAGCUUGCAAGGAGGAGAAAAAGCGCCGUCCGAUGUCUCAGAUAAGUGGAGUGAGAAAACUGAGCCCCAGCCCGAGUCUCCCACCAACAUGCAUCCCACGAUUUGGUGUCAACACGCAGCACGAGAGCCUCCUGGCUAAGGGGCUUGAGGACGUGGAUCGAUGGGGUAUAGAUAUUUUUAAAAUAGCAGAGUAUUCUGGGAAUCGGCCACUGACAGUCAUAAUGUACACCAUUUUUCAGGAGCGAGAUUUGCUCAAAUCCUUUAAAAUCCCACCGGACACCUUCUUAACUUUUCUGAUGACUUUGGAAGACCACUACCAUGCAGAUGUGGCCUACCAUAACAACAUCCACGCAGCAGACGUUGUGCAGUCGACACACGUUCUUCUCUCCACACCUGCCCUAGAGGAUGUGUUCACAGAUCUUGAGAUCAUGGCUGCUCUGUUUGCCAGUGCUAUUCAUGAUGUGGAUCAUCCAGGAGUGUCCAACCAGUUCCUCAUUAAUACAAACUCUGAACUGGCUCUCAUGUAUAAUGACGCCUCAGUGUUGGAGAAUCAUCACUUGGCUGUCGGCUUCAAGCUUCUACAGGAGGAAAACUGUGAUAUAUUUUGUAAUCUCAGCAAGAAACAACGACAGUCCUUGAGACAGAUGACUAUAGAUAUGGUAUUGGCCACUGAUAUGUCCAAACACAUGAAUUUCCUGGCUGAUCUGAAGACAAUGGUGGAAACUAAAAAAGUGACCAGUCUAGGAGUCUUACUGCUGGACAACUACACAGACCGAAUACAGGUGCUCCAGAACAUGGUGCAUUGUUCUGACCUCAGCAACCCCACGAAACCCCUGGAGCUCUAUCGACAGUGGACAAAUCGCAUCAUGGUGGAGCUUUUUAGUCAGGGUGACCAUGAGCGUGACAAGGGCAUAGAGAUCAGCCCCAUGUGUGACAAACACACGGCUUCUGUGGAAAAAACUCAGGUGGGAUUCAUCGAUUACAUUGUCCACCCUCUAUGGGAAACAUGGGCUGAUCUGGUCCAUCCAGAUGCUCAGGACAUUCUAGAUACAUUAGAGGACAACCGAGAAUGGUACCAAAGCAUGAUCCCACGCAGCCCGUCGCCCACCCCCGAAGAGCAGGACUCACGGGCCAUGGUGGGCUCAGCCGGAGAAAAGUUCCAGUUCGAGCUGACUCUGGAGGAAGAGGAUGGAGAGUUAGAGGCUGAAGAGGAGCACAUGGAUUCAGAAAGAUCAAGGACUAUGACAGACACCGGGCAUCCACAGAUGUCCUCCCUUGGAGUCACUCCCAUUUUAGACAGCAGCGAAAGAGAACUGGACCAAUAAAUGACCAGCAUAUCCAUCCUGCAGUUGGAAACUUAACAUGACCCAGUACCAACAGCAGCACUGUUCAUAUGUGUUUCUUAGUUGCACUUAUUAAUUUGCGGUUGAGUAGAACAACCAUUCACUAAAACAUAAAAAGACAUUGGACCCAAGGUUUAUCUGACCAAAUAACCUGUUUUUAAAGCUAUAUUUGCUUUUUAAACUUUGCAAAAGGACUGAGGCCGAAAGUUGCAGAUGAAUGUUUUUGUGGUCUCAUGUCAGAGUCGCAUGGAGAAACAUGAGUCUUCCCUUGAGUGACUGUCCAUGCCAACUGCAAAGGAAAGCUGAUUUACUCGUUAUGUGAACUUUUUCACUACACUUUAGGAUAUUUAUUAUCUUGAAACUUUUUAAUAAUGGAUAAAUUAAUGCAUUUUUUUUUUUUUUUGCCACUGAAAAAUUACUUACUCAAAUGAAACGGGACAGUUGUGAGAAAUAUUUAAGGCAAGACACCACAGGUGAAUUGGGUAUACAUUCUAAAUAUAUCACUAUAAUUCCCCAGUUGAUUAAUCACAGUACAUUAAAGGGAUUGUUUCCCCCAAAAAUGAAAAUUCUGUCAUCAUUUACUCCUCCUCAAGUUGUUCCAAACCUGUAUAAAUUUCUGUGUUUUGCUGUACACAAAGGAAGAUAUGUUUGUAUCUCGCCCCCCAUUGAGCGCCAUAGUAUUUUUCCCUACUAUUGCAGUCAAUGGGGGGCGGCAUCUGCUUGGUUUCAAACUUUCUUCCAAAUAUCGUAACUUUGUGUUCAGCAGAACAAAGAAAUUUAUACAGGUUUGGAACAACUUGAGGGGGAGUAAAUGAUGACAGAAUUUUCAUUUUUGGGUGAACUAUCCCUUUAAGACCCGUUUUGUAACGCUUUAUUUUUCAGUGUCUUUUACACAUUACAUGUACUUGCUGUAGUAACAACAGUAAAUUAUGCAGAAUUACAAGCAGCUAACCCUAAACCUAACCCUAUAAUAAGUACAUGCAGUUAAUUAUUACUCAGUACUUGCAUGCAUAAUUACACUGUAACAAAUACACCUUAAAAUAAGUUU
Megalobrama amblycephala (Wuchang bream) is the source of this 3622-nucleotide messenger RNA. It is a transcript of the gene pde4cb, whose product is annotated as phosphodiesterase 4C, cAMP-specific b. Gene Ontology annotation, biological process: signal transduction. NCBI's taxonomy places the organism in Eukaryota, Metazoa, Chordata, Actinopteri, Cypriniformes, Xenocyprididae. The record is from RefSeq and is a predicted model, not a curated record. Gene Ontology annotation, cellular component: nucleus; cytosol; perinuclear region of cytoplasm. Gene Ontology annotation, molecular function: 3',5'-cyclic-AMP phosphodiesterase activity.